AGAAUCGGGAGCGUCGCCAGCAACACUUCUCGUGCUGAUCUGAUCGACGCGAGCCAGAAGCCGUGAAAAUGAAAAGGGAAAUCGGUUUGCUUGGCGGCGUGGCGUUUAUUUCAGGAACCAUGAUUGGAUCGGGUAUAUUCAUGUCGCCGCAAUUUGUGCUGGCCUACAUCGGAAGUCCUGGAGCCAGUUUGUUGAUCUGGGCCUUCUGUGGCGUUGUAGCCAUGUUUGCCGCCAUGUCCUACACCGAACUUGGAACCAUUAUUCCUGAGUCUGGGGGAGAAUUUAUUUACAUCCUGCGGAUCUAUGGCUCGUUUCCCGCUUUCUUGGCGGCUAUAACUUUUGUCCUGAUUGUCAGGCCUUUUAGCGUGGCGGCAGUGGCCAUCAGCAUUGCAAAGUAUGCAACAGCCCCCUUUUACAGCGGCUGCGAUCCUCCGCAGCUGCUAGUCAAGUGUGUUGCGGCCGGAGUCAUACUGACUGUUGCCACCGUAAAUAUCUUGAACGUACGCCUUGCCGUCAAAAUCCAGGUCGUCUUCCUUUUCGUCAAGGUCUUAACCUUGACGUUGAUUGUAAUUGGAGGGAUUGUGGCGCUCACACGGAGCCAGCGUGUCAUUGUGCAAAACUUGAGUCCUGAUCAUGCAUUUGAGGGCACUCAAUACUCUUUUAGCACAACCGGAAUGGCUUUUUAUCAAGGACUCUGGUCCUAUGCGGGCUGGUACAAUUUAAAUUAUAUUAUUGAGGAACUGAAACGACCCCAGGUGAGACUGGUUUUUUUCCAUUUACUUUACUCUCCCAAUUGUUCUAUCAUUAGGAAUGCAAUCGCAAAAAUCCCAAUGUGUUUUUGUGAAUUGUCUCAAAGUUCAGUUGAACAAAUGUUUUAUUGUUGUGUCAUGGGCAGACUUUUUCAUGCCAUUUAUUUGAUCAAUGACAAACAAUAAUUUUGCAUCUCAAUCGGAAGAUGGCUUAAAUUUGUUACCACUUCUACUGCAGAAGCCAGAUUUUGUCAUACCACUUUAUGAAAGAAAACAAAAACCACCAUACUGUAGGAAAUCAAGGUGAAAACUACAAACAGAAGCAAAACAAACAAUAAAAUAAAAUGUCAAUACCACUAACCCUUUGCCAAUGUCUCACCAAAACAGAUAUGUCAUUUCUCACUGUGUUCUUCUC
Messenger RNA from Syngnathus acus (greater pipefish), 1164 nucleotides. RefSeq names its product b(0,+)-type amino acid transporter 1-like. The transcript has a single exon. Gene Ontology annotation, cellular component: membrane. Gene Ontology annotation, molecular function: L-amino acid transmembrane transporter activity. Gene Ontology annotation, biological process: amino acid transmembrane transport. Bases 69 to 935 code for a protein of 288 amino acids. NCBI's taxonomy places the organism in Eukaryota, Metazoa, Chordata, Actinopteri, Syngnathiformes, Syngnathidae. The record is from RefSeq and is a predicted model, not a curated record.